UUCACAUCAACCAAACAACCAAACAACCAAUAAGGGAAGAAAAAUCAAAAAUCCUCUUUCUCUCUCCAAACAAGCCCCUUUCUCUGUCGGUAGCUGUCAUCAACCUUCACCACUUCCCAGCAACACUACGCCACAAACACACCCACCACCAUUUACCAUUUUUUUACAUUCAGGCAAGCUUAAUAACUUGUUCAUCAAUGGCGGAAAACCAUGGAACUUCAGUGGAGGUUUUCCAGAAACAAGAAAAAAAUGGCAUGAUUAAGAGAAAGAGACUCGAUGCGCGUGCUUUUCGAAAAUUGCAUGCUAAAGUCAGAACUAAUAUAGUGGUCAGUGCAUCUACACCUGAGAGCAGAGAUGUGAAGAUGCAGGACUGUGAUGAUAAUCUUGAAGCGAGUUGUAAGAAGCAAAAAAUCGAUUCUGAAGUAAAUGUACAAUUGGGUGAUGAAGAAGCUACACUGGAAAAAUGUGAUACCCGUGUUCCUCAAGGCUAUGAACAGACUGACUCGUCAAAAAAUAUCCCGUUGCAUGAGGUACUUGCUGCCAAAGAAAAAUCAGAAGAGCGACCUGACUGCAACACAAGAUUGCCAAGAUACAUCGAAUAUUGGGUGCCUGUUGGUUUUUCAUAUGUACAGCUUGAGAAGUACUGCGAGACAUUGUUUAAAAAUUCAAUGUUGCUUUGCUCAAGUUUAAAGAAUGAAAUACUUGAUAAUCUCCAUGAUAUCCUUACUAGGAUCAGGAAGUGUUGUGACCACCCAUACCUACUGGAUCCGUCUUUGCAAACUUUUGUCAAUGGUGGGCUCAAAAUUGGUGAUUAUCUGAGUAAUGGAAUAGAAGUCAGUGGGAAGUUUUUCUUACUUGAUAAAUUGCUUCAAGAGGUUAAGGAAAAACAACUAAGAGUGCUAAUUGUCUUUCAGUGGAAUGAUUCAAAACCACCAGCGAUAAAACUUCAGCACAUUCUUGAUGACUUAAUAUGUGAAAAAGUUGGUACAGAGUGUUACAUACACAUAUAUCGAGAAUUCGAUUCAACAAAAAAGCGGGAUGCAGUUGAUCUCUUUAAUGACAAAGACAGUGGGAAGUUAGUGAUGUUAAUGGAGAAAAGUUCUUGCCAACCAAGCAUCAAACUCUCCUCAUUGGACUGUGUCAUCCUGUUUAAUAGUGAUUGGAAUCCAAUUAAUGACAUGAAGUCCUUGAGAAAGAUGUCAAUCCAAUCCAAGUUUGAGCAUUUGAAAGUAUUUCGUUUGUAUUCACCAAAUACUGUGGAAGAGAAGGCUCUAACUUUGGCAAAGGAAGGUAUUGCUCUUGAGAGCAACUUGAAUUGUUUUACCCACAGUAUCAGUCAUAUGCUGCUUCUCUGGGGUAGCUCCUAUUUGUUCAGUAAACUUGAUGAAUUCCAUAGCCAUUGUUCAUCAAUUUCCAAUUUAAACUGUUUGUCAGAAAAUAAAUGGGUACUUGAUGUCCACAAUGAGUUGUCAACACUGUUAUCUUGUCAAGACAGGGAUGACAUUAGCUGCUCAUUCAUUUCUAAAGUUCCUGAGGCAAAUAACGAUUAUUCUCAGAAUAUAGCUUUACAUGGUGAACAAGAUGAACCAGCUAGAGCUGAUGAUUUACCACCAUUUGUUAUAUGGAAUAGCCUAUUUGAAGGAAGGAAUCCUCCGUGGAAACUUUUACCUGGAUCCUUGGAGAAGGUGAGAAGAAGAAGUGAACUCUUAGCUAGCCCAACUCAAUGCAUGGAAUGUAAAGUUGAAGACACAAAGAUGACAAGCAAAAAGACUUCACGCUCUGAUGAUGGAUUUCCUUGUCUGAAACCGAGGAUGCGAAAAGUAUCCAGACCAGCUCUAGGCAGAAGCGAUAAAGAAGUUGCUGGUCAUCUGAAAUUUCCUGGUAAUGCUGUUAAAUUAUCCUCUUGCAGAGAUGACUACAGUGGCCUAAGUAACAUAGAGUGUCAUAUAGAGGAAACCUGCCUGCGAAGGAUGAGAGAACUUAUACUGAAACAAAAAAAAGAAAUUCGUGAAUUUUAUAGGACUAAGAGGGAGGAUAGGGCAAAGUUGGAAGAAGAGCAUCAGUUGGAAGUGGAUCUUGUUAAUCAAAGAUAUAGAGAGACUGCACAUAAAAAAGAGCAGCUCAAGAAUUUGGAUCUCAUAUAUGAACAGAAACUUCAAGAACACAAUUGUCAGAUGGACAAAAAGAGGAAGGAGCUGGAAGACGAGCAUUUAGCAUCAAGGAUAAAAGAAAAAAAAAUGAAAGAUAAGUUGUUUGCUUUGUUGAAGACAAAGAAUAUGGGGUUGUCAACCAUAUCAGCAGUCAAGUUGUCCUUGUUGGAGACUGUAUUGGGACAGGAAAAUGUGGUUGAAGAUCCUAUUGAUUCCACAAUCUUGCUGCCAAACACUGCACUUGUCUCAGAAAACAAGCAUUCCCAAGAAAUUGAGCAUUCUCCUGAUCAUGUGCUGACAGAAACAGAAAUCUUAUCUUUCGAGUCUGAUGAAGAAAAUAAUGCUGUAUCAAUGCCCAGAGAAGAAAAAUGUGAUACUGCAGUACAUAAUGAUCUUAUUGCUUUUGCAAAUAGAGCUUCCACUUCCACUUCCACUUCCACAUCCCUUUGUGAAAGUCCAUCUCAUGCUACACUGCAUGCAUCGAACAGAGAAAUUGAGGGAGAUGGCUCCACAAACAUGGAAUCGUCUAAAGAAAUAAUGGAUGGUAUGACACCUAUGUGCCUAGUGAGUGGAUCUUUGGAAUCAGAUGGCGAGAAUGAUAUCGCAGUCGAGCCUUCUGAAAAAGCACUUGACACUUGCAUUGAGGUGCUCAAUUGUGGUUCUAAUCUGUACACUUCAAAUGAACCUCAACUUCAUGCAUCAUCUGGGCAGAGUUGUGCAGAAUCCUUGUCAAAUUUGCCAAACACAGAAGUGCCUGUUGCAUCUAAUGGAGAAGCUGAGAUGAGUGGGGCUGCAGAAUCGGCUACUAUUACUACCAUGGCUGCGCAGCUGGAGAUAGAAUGGGUGCAGGAUAAGAACCAUAAUAUCGAAGACGCAGUGAGGACAUCUAACGGAGAAGAUGAUAUGCGAGGUGAUGUAGACUCUAUUACUACUACUGCUGUGGCUGUGCCGGAGAAGAUAGAACGGGUGCAGGAUGGGAAGCGUGAUAUUGAAACUCCCGUUGGGACAUCUAAUGAGAACUCUGAGAUGGGAGGUGCUGCAGACUCAGGUACUACAGCUUCCGGAAAGCAGAGGAUGGAAGAUGGGCUGGAUGGUGACUGUAACAUCAGAUCCCCCGUCAGGGCAGUUAAUGUAGAGGUGGAAAUGAGAGGUGCUUUGGAUUCAGGUAGUACUGCCAGUCUAGCAGUUGCUGAACAGCAGAGGAUAGAAGAGGUGCAAGAUGGAAACUCUAACAUGGAAGCCCCCAUAGCUUUCAAUGGAGAGGCUGAGACGAGAGGUGCUGCAGACUUGGAUACUACUACCACUCUGGUUGGGGAGCAGAGGAUCGAAAAGUUAUCAGAGUUUCCUUCAUCCACAUUAGUUGUUGGUAGCCAAGUCUUGGUGCAAGCACAAACAUGCAGAGUGACUGGAAAUUUAUCUCAUCUAGAACAGCCUAUGGUUUCUGUGAAUCUUCCAUCUCAUGAGAUCAGGCAAACUGCUGGAGCUUCAGCUAUGUCAAGCUAUCAAACUACUAGACUCCAUGUCCCUUCUCAGCCAGGUCAGACUCAAGUUCCUUCAAGGAAUACGGGGUUGAGUCAUCAGCUUGUGGUGCAAUCACAAUUGCAGAGGUCUUCUGGCUCGGACCAGCCACAUAUUUCAAAUUCUGGUGGCGCUGCCAUCAUGCAGUCAGCCAAUAGUUAUGUCCAAGAAACCUCGUCUUUGAGAAGUAAUCUGCUUUCAUCUGCUGCCUCUUGUCUUCUCCAGAAUGAGUUGGACAGAAUGGUAAAGGAGAGGCAAGAAGCUGUUAAGAUUCAUGAGGACAAGACUACACAACUGAAAUCUGCCUGUGAAAAGGAGAUUCAGGAUAUCCAACAUAAGUAUGAUAUGUUGCUCAAGGAAGCUGGGAAUGCAUUGCUGCACAAGAAAUUGGAGAUGGAAUCACUUUACAGAAAAGUUUAUGCCAACAAGUUGUUGGCUGAUACUCUAAAAUCCAGCAAUGAAAAGUUAACAUCAUGUCCAAUGUCACAAGAAGCUCUAUUGAGUGCAAUACUCCAGUUGCCUCAGUUCAACUUGCAUGUGCAAAGUACUUCCACUGUGAGUGCUGAACCCAUGCCACCACCUGUUCAGGUCGUUCACCAGUUAUCUGAACUCGUAACUUUUGAUGCAACCACACCGCCGAACAGCUCCACAGUAUAUAACACAGGAAGUCCUCUUGCUGGUUACCAUGAAAGGUUUUCCAAUAUCUCGGUGCCAUUAUAUGGGGUAAUGAAUCAGCAAAUUGCUGCCUGGCCUCGUACAUCACUGUCCAGUUGGCAUCAAGAACAAUAUUCACCAGGAUCUUCACUUCAGUUUGGCAACACGCGACAAAAUCCUCUUCAGCUGUAGCAUUCUAAUAUGAGCUUUUUGGAAGAGGUUCUUCUCACAGUAUAGUAGUUGCAGUUAACUUAAAUAAAUCCAUAAUAUUAAUAGGCGAAAAGGGUUUGUUUCUUUUUGUAAGAUCUUGUGUAGCAGGCGUACAGCGUACUGAAGAUAUAUAGGUACUGACAUACUUUUGUAAAUGCCUUGCCGUAUAUCCUCCUGGGAAACUCUGACGAGCUUUCCAAUUUUGUAUAGAUUAUCAUGCGCCGAGAUAGUAAAUUUUAGUAAAAAGCAUUCACAACUUA
Beta vulgaris subsp. vulgaris (sugar beet) is the source of this 4792-nucleotide messenger RNA. RefSeq lists its product as hypothetical. NCBI's taxonomy places the organism in Eukaryota, Viridiplantae, Streptophyta, Magnoliopsida, Caryophyllales, Amaranthaceae. Gene Ontology annotation, cellular component: chromatin; nucleus. Gene Ontology annotation, biological process: negative regulation of transcription by RNA polymerase II; chromatin remodeling. The record is from RefSeq and is a predicted model, not a curated record. The transcript is spliced from 12 exons. Bases 198 to 4514 code for a protein of 1438 amino acids. Gene Ontology annotation, molecular function: ATP hydrolysis activity; DNA binding; ATP-dependent chromatin remodeler activity.